UUUUAUUUUAUAAUUUAAUACAAUUAAGAGUGUAAUUAGCUCGAAAAGAAAAUAAUACUAUUUUUAGCACAACGCAUUUGGGUGUCUUUUGAAGAACUGGAAAUCUAAGAACUGAAGUCUAAAAAGACGCAAAAAUGGCUGCUGCUGCUUCUUCCUCUCUACGUUCAAUCCCUGCUCCUCCCAGAUUGAAGAAUCAGCUGAAGAAGUAUGGCGAGGUGUCGCAUUCCGGUCUCUCUGUUGCCUGCAAAGCCGUCUCCGUCGUGCCUCAGGCUGAGAUUGAAGGUCUCGACAUUGCUGAAGAUGUCACUCAGAUACAUUAUGAGACAACUGGUCCAGAGAUCUGGGAGGAUAUGAGAGGCAAGGUGGACAUUUUUGUUGCUGGGAUUGGAACUGGUGGAACUAUAUCAGGAGUUGGUCGGUUUCUUAAAGAGAAAAAUCCUAAAAUUAAGGUUAUUGGUGUAGAACCUUCAGAGAGCAACAUACUUUCUGGUGGAAAUCCUGGUCCUCACAAGAUUCAAGGGAUUGGAGCUGGAUUUGUACCUAGGAACUUGGAUCAAGAUUUGCUUGAUGAGGUUUUAGAGAUAUCCAGUGAUGAAGCUCUUGAAACUGCAAAACAGUUAGCACUCCAGGAAGGCUUGUUGGUCAGUUCACUUUAUAAAACUUAACAACCAUGUUAAAAUUUGCAGUGAAAGCAGAAGUAAUCCAGUAAUUGAAGCUCCACUUUAAGUCUUUGAUGCAUAGUCAUGCCUCAAACCAGAAGUUAAUGAAUUUAAGAUUGAUAGGUUGGUAUAUCUUCUGGAGCAGCAGCUGCUGCUGCUAUGAAGGUUGGGAAAAGGCCUGGAAAUGCUGGGAGGCUGAUUACGGUAGUGUUUCCAAGCUUUGGAGAAAGAUACCUCUCAUCUGUCCUGUUCCAGUCUAUAGAGAAGAAUGUAAGAAAAUGCAGCCUGAGCCUUAAAAACCCUCAAAUAAUUUGUUGACACAGUAACUUUUUUUUUGGACCCUUGAUGUUUGUUUUGAAUCUCCACUUUGUGGCAUUAUAAAAGCUUUGAUUGAAA
This is a messenger RNA of Rubroshorea leprosula, 1055 nucleotides long. The record is from the annotation of a GenBank genome assembly. NCBI's taxonomy places the organism in Eukaryota, Viridiplantae, Streptophyta, Magnoliopsida, Malvales, Dipterocarpaceae.